AUGAAUUAUUUUCUUUGUUCAUUUCACAAUACUUUACUUUUAAAUUCAUUUUUAAAAUUUUCUUGGAAAUUAGCACGAAUUUUAAGGCAUGUUGCCUUAUUACAAAUAUCUUAUCUUUUUACAGUUAAUUGGGAAAAUAGUUUAGAUAGGAUUCUCGAUUUUGAAUGUCCAAAAAAUGGUUACGUCAACGGGAUGAUUAGUGAACAUGAUAAUGGGGCCGAGGACAGAAGAUGGAAGUUCUACUGCUGUUCUAUACCAGAUAUUCACAUGUAUGAUUGUGAACUGACUGGAUGGACAAAUGAUUUAGACAAACCACAGGACUACCAGCUACCAAUGGGGAAGGCAAUUAAAGGGGUUUUCUCUGAACACGAUAACGGAGCAGAGGACAGACGUUAUGAAUAUGACGUUUGCAACAUGGUUCGAUUUAAUGGAGAUGAAUCAAUUAUCGGCUGAUAUAAUAAACAUGUAACAAAUGAUACAAAAUAAAGAAGAAAAUAAAA
Ruditapes philippinarum (Manila clam) is the source of this 500-nucleotide messenger RNA. RefSeq names its product hemagglutinin/amebocyte aggregation factor-like. The record is from RefSeq and is a predicted model, not a curated record. Bases 1 to 453 code for a protein of 150 amino acids. The transcript is spliced from 3 exons. NCBI's taxonomy places the organism in Eukaryota, Metazoa, Mollusca, Bivalvia, Venerida, Veneridae.